Lasiosphaeria miniovina is the source of this 534-nucleotide messenger RNA. Its product is annotated as acyl-CoA N-acyltransferase. Gene Ontology annotation, biological process: UDP-N-acetylglucosamine biosynthetic process. Gene Ontology annotation, cellular component: endoplasmic reticulum-Golgi intermediate compartment; Golgi apparatus; endoplasmic reticulum. Lineage: Eukaryota; Fungi; Ascomycota; Sordariomycetes; Sordariales; Lasiosphaeriaceae. Gene Ontology annotation, molecular function: monosaccharide binding; glucosamine 6-phosphate N-acetyltransferase activity. The coding region runs from base 1 to 534 and encodes 177 amino acids. The record is from RefSeq and is a predicted model, not a curated record. The transcript has 2 exons.
AUGGCCGAAGCCGAGCUCUUCUCGUCAGACCUGCUCUCGCCCGAGGUGCAGGCGGCGCUGCCCGAGGGCUACCAACUGCGGGCGCUGCGCCAGAGCGACUUCGACACGGGCUUCCUCGACUGCCUGCGCGUGCUGACCACGGUCGGCGACAUCACCCAGCAGCAGUUCGAGGACCGCUACAGCUGGAUCACGAGGCAGGACGGCGGCUACUUCAUCCUCGUCGUCGAGGACACUAAUCCCAGCCCCCCGCGCGUCGUCGGCACCGGCGCCCUGAUUGUCGAGCGCAAGUUCAUCCACAAUCUCGGGUCGGUCGGACACAUCGAGGACAUCGCCGUGGCCAAGGACCAGCAGGGCAAGAAGCUGGGGCUGCGCAUCAUCCAGGCGCUCGACUUCAUCGCCGACAAGACGGGCUGCUACAAGACCAUCCUCGACUGCAGCGAGGCCAACGAGGGUUUCUACGUCAAGUGCGGCUUCCGCCGCGCCGGCCUCGAGAUGGCCCACUACAUUGACGGCCCCAAGAGUAAAGCCCAAUGA